CAUUCGAUUCGAUUCGGCGGAGCAGGAGUGCGGAAGGAGGUGCAGGCGCAGCUUCUGGCCGGGAUCGGGCAGGGAUCGAGGAGCACUCGAGACCGCUCGCAAGGUCGCACAGUCCCAACGUAACGACGACACGUAACGGAGCGCGGUUCAAGGACACGCGGCUCAGACUCCUCGCUGCGAGUCGCAGGCAACGCAAAGGCCGCUGUGUUCGGGCGCUAGGCAAGCCGAAGCCUCCGUCCCCAGGCAGCUGGAAGCUCCAGUCGGCCCAGUGGUCCACCAGCCUACGCGCCCCCCACGUCCACGCCCACGCUAGGCGGCGACUCCAGCGCCAGAUGGCCGUCAAGCAGAACAACAGCGAGGCGGGCGACGCCUCGGAGAGCUCGGGAGGAUCAGGAGGCGGUGGUUUGCCGCCCAGCGCCAAGCCCUCCUCCGCCCAGCUGCCCGACGAGAACGGAGCGCCCGAGGGCCUGGGAGCGGUGAAUUCGCCCGCCGGCGAGAGUUUGAACUCCAGUCGAGCUGGCAAGCGGGAUAUAAAGACCCUGUUGGCCCACCUCCAUAGCCUGGACGGCCUGCCGGAGCAGGGCCACAAUGUGAUGGCCAUCUGUGAGCGGGCCAUUGUGGAUCUGGCCCGUCUGCAGAUCCCCCGCGAACGGGCCUCCUGUCCGCGCCUCAAGGAGGACGUGCUGCAGGUGGGCGCCUUCCUGGCCACGCGCAACGAGAAGUUCCACCAGAUGUUCUACCUGCGCGUCGUCUACGAGCUGAUCACCAAGCACUCGUACGAGCCGCCGCCCUUCUGCGCCGUGGCCAUCGUCUUUCAGCUGUUCAACUCCGAUCAGAUCCUCGAGGCGGUGCACUCGCUGCUGGAGCAGAAUGUGCAGGACUCGAGCAUCCGAAAGACGGUGAAUCUGCUGUGCGAUUGGAUCACCUACUGCACCUUCUGCAGCAACCUCAAUCUCUGGGUGCUGGCGCUCCUGGACGGACUGCGCGAUCAGGGCAAGCGGGCGCUGCUCGACGAGAUUGCGCUGGACAACAUUGAGAAGCUGUUCCAUGUGAUGAUCUUCCCGGCGCUGCGACAGAAGGCCGCCCCGGUGGUCUUCCGCAUGCUGACGACGAUCAAUCAGACGCCCGAGGUUUUUCACAAGAUCUUGCCACGCAUCCCUCUGGUGCUGCAGUACAUGAAGAGUCAGUCGUCCACCAUGGACGAGAUUGGCCUGGAGACGCGCAAUUGUCUGCAGCAGCUGGUGGACUUGACCAGCGCCCUCAUGCUGCGCUUCUACGAUCAGGAUGACCUCUAUGUGGCCGCCAAGAAGGCGCUGCAGUCGUACGAGCCCUCGCCGAACUGCGUGGCUCUGGCGCGAGCCAUGCACGAGAAUGCCCAGCCGUGGGGUCGGCGGAACGCGAGGGUCGGACUAGUUAACCUGGGAAAUACCUGCUACAUGAAUAGCGUUCUUCAGGCUUUGGCCAUGACCAGCGACUUCAGCAGGCAGCUCCUGCUCAUCGAGUGCGACUCGCCGCUGCUCAUGAAGAUGCAGCAGCAGAUCGCCCUGAUGCACCACUCGCUGCGCUACGAACUGACGCCUUCGCGAGUGCUGAAUGCCACCCGACCGCCCGGUUUUACACCCGGCCUUCAACAGGACAGCUCCGAGUUCCUAGGAUAUCUGCUCGACCUGCUGCACGAGCACGAGAUCAACAGCGCCUCAUCGGCUGCUCGCAAUGCGGCUUCUCCGAAGGCCAGCGAUGAUGUGCCCGCCCUGCUGAGCGAGGAGAUAGUGAGCAGCGGCGUCAUCCCAUACAACAGCAAGGAUCGCGAGCUCAAGCCCACUCCCACGCCACCCGCAACACCCACCAAAGGCACAAACUGCUCGGGACAGCCGGCCAAUCCAGCGAAGCCUCCCUCCACCAUCGACAAGACCUUCGCCGGGAAGCUGUCCACCACCUACCGAUGUCUGUGCUGCGGCUGGGAGAGCCGCAACGAGGACAGCUUCCGGGAGCUGCAGCUGUCCUUUCCCGACGACAAGGACGAUUGCGGGGCCACCAACUACUCGGUGCAGGACCUGAUCGAGUACUACUGCUCGCCGGAGAAGCUGGACGGUGACAAUCAGUACUUUUGUCCGCAGUGCAAGAAGCUGUGCGAUGCGGAGCGGCACAUCGGGGUGACCCAGGCGCCCAGGAACCUGAUUCUCACGCUCAAGCAGUUCAAGUACGAUCAGAAGUACCACUUUCGCACUAAGCUGAUGCAUAAGGUGUUUCACGAUGAGAGUGUCACUGUAAAGAUGUCGGCCACGGAGAUGUCUACGGUGCACUAUGAUCUGUAUGCCGGAGUUGUGCACGCCGGCUACAGCAUGGAUUCGGGUCACUACUUUACGUUUGCCGCUGAUCAAACGAAGAACUGGUACAAGUUCAACGACAACUUGGUUACCCACUCGAAGCCCGAGGAGAUGCACAACUUGACUUCGCCUAAUACGCCGUACAUUCUGUUCUACAAGAUGUGCGGCCGCUCCAACGAGUCGAACGGCGAAUCGGCCAGCUGCAGCAGUUCGAGCCUGGUGUCGGGAACGAGCCAGCAGGUGGUCACAGUGCCUCUGUCACCCCCACUAACCCUAGAGGAAUUGCCGCGCCAGCUGCGCGACUACGUGAAGAAGGACAACCAUGUCUACAACGAGGAGUUGAAGAUGCAGCGCUUCAAGCGCGGCAGCGGCGGUCACGGCAAUGGAUUCGCCAGCCGUUACACCUUCGGCGGCGACGGCGACGAGGACGAUCAGGCGCCACCGCCGUCCGGAGGAUGCGGCGGCAACGGACUGGGCAUGAACAUCAACCGCUUCGUCUUCUGAGGAGCAAGCGGGAGCAAGGGAAGCGAGCACUCCGGAGGCCACUAGAACAUAUAUUUGUCUACUUUAUAAAACACGCGCAUACUAAUCUAAAUGUUACAUAUAUAUAUAUAUAGCCAGUGCAUAAUCAAUCGAGAUAUAUAUACGGCUGCGUAUAUCGAGUGUGUGAGAAUAGCUGGCUGCUGCGCUCGUUCACUAGCUCUUCCUGUUGUUGCCCAUCUUUAUCCUCUCCUAGAUCCAUGCUCCUCCUUCCCAAUCCCAAAACAUCAACAUACUCAUCCUCUCAUAAAAACGCAAACUAUCAAUGUAUUUCCAUUUACAAAAUUGUUAUGAUUUUUUUGUUUUUGUUAACACAAACCUAGUUGUAGAACGAGCAUAUAUGCGUAAACGUACAUAUAUAUAAUUAUAACGAUUAAAAGCAUCAGAAUUAGCCAGAGCAGAGAGCGAUAUACUCGAAUCCGAUUCAGCCGAUCUAAGAAGACCACUUACUUCCAAAGCAGUAAAUCAGAAAUGAAAGCACCUUAGUUCUUAACACAACACUCUCAACAGCUCGGAGUAAAAUCAUAUCUCGAGUUGCAAUCGAACUAGCAAGAAGCUACAAAUGACUUGUAUAAAUAGUUGCCGAGAGCGAAAUCGAAAUCGGGCUAUAACCCUAUAACUCGGAUCGUACCAUUAGUUUUCCUGUUAAUUUUGUGAAUUUUAAAAACAUUUGCCAAUGUGCGACACGAAUUUGUAAUUGAUAUAUAAAUGUAUCUCUUUGGAUCUGGUGAGCAGAGGUUGCGAUGAUUUUUGAAUGUUAUUGCAAUUAAAUUGGAAUAAUUUCAAAGAAAUUUGUAUAUGGUGUAUGUCUAUUGAUAACCAAAAUCUAUACUAUGCUAUGCUAUAAGUGUAUCAAUAAAGAAAAGAACAAGCCCAAAAA
Messenger RNA from Drosophila takahashii, 3747 nucleotides. RefSeq names its product Deubiquitinating apoptotic inhibitor (gene DUBAI). The record is from RefSeq and is a predicted model, not a curated record. Lineage: Eukaryota; Metazoa; Arthropoda; Insecta; Diptera; Drosophilidae. Gene Ontology annotation, biological process: ubiquitin-dependent protein catabolic process; protein deubiquitination. Gene Ontology annotation, molecular function: cysteine-type deubiquitinase activity. Gene Ontology annotation, cellular component: nucleus; cytosol.